CGCGUUAUGGCUCAAGUCUUAUCAAAGAAGUAAUAGACGUUUCUCAACCACCGUGUAAACAGAUCAUACUCGCCACAGCUCUGUUCCAGAAUGGAAAGUCUCAGGCAGCUUCUAGUUAUUGCAGUUCUCGUUGCUUUUCCUCAUGUUACAAGUGAGCAGAUAUCACCCACCCCGAUUAUCGGCAGCACACUAGCACCGGUGACGAUGUUUCAGACCGACUACGACCGUGACAACUUCAUCAUGAACCUCAACGCCGACGUACUUGGUAUAAAAUCAAUGCUCACCAAGGUCUACGACCAGGUAGUGAAUAUUCCUGUACACCCGUCUGGACCAGGUACGAAUCCGGUGGCCUUUGUGGCCUUUAACGUUCGCCUCACUCAGAACCUCUCAGGUCUCGGCAGAGGCCAAAUCAUCCGCUUCGAUGACGUCGUGUUAAACAAAGGAAACGGAUAUGACGCAAGGUUGGGCGUGUUUCGUUGCCCACAGCCAGGAACAUAUCAGCUGUCUAUUUCAAUCGGGUCAUAUGGCGGAAUACAGCUGGAGAUCGUCAACAACGGAGUACAGAUUGGGCGAGUGUUCUCGUCAAAGUCAAGAUUUGGGCGAAGCGUGGAGGAUGAAGAGUCAGAAGAAGUAGAGGAUGAUUUCUAUAACGGAAUAGACAAAAGAUACAUAUCCACCACACCACCUGGCUUAGGUCUACCAUCAACAAAGAUUCCUGCAAGUGGUAAUGGGUACGUGCAGCCUGGCUCAGAAGCCACGCCCUCCUCCGCCCAGGCCAUCGUGGACCUGAAGUUUGGAGAUGAAGUGUGGGUUCGCCAUGCAUCCGAUAACCCCCACGACAUUCUCUUUGGGAAUGGUAUGUCGACAUUCUCCGGGCACCUGCUGAAUCCCAUUAAAUGAACAUCGUCAGUCAGGAAAUAAAGAAAAGAAAUAGUAUAUCGUCAUAAUGUACUUAUUACAACCUUUAAUCAUAAACAUUCAUUUAUUAUUC
Molecule: messenger RNA, 991 nt
Organism: Haliotis rubra (blacklip abalone)
Lineage: Eukaryota; Metazoa; Mollusca; Gastropoda; Lepetellida; Haliotidae
Exons: 3
Coding region: 91-900 (269 amino acids)
Molecular function (GO): protein binding
Source: RefSeq, a predicted model, not a curated record